AUGGACCUCAACCAGAGUGAGAACACGCGCCCGGCGUCGGAUAUUAUUUCGGGGUUUGCGAUGCCUUCGACUCCUGUCCGCCAGGGUUCUGUUCGCGGGACUCCUUCUCGUUCUACAAGUCUACGAAAGAGUAUUUUACAAACACCACGUCGCUCUAUCACAAUUCCUGGACCUCAGCAUCCGGAUCAUGACCCAAUAAAGGAUGAACUGGUCAUACAAGUGGGCAUUCUCCAGGCUCAGUUGAAUGAUUCCAAACAUGCUAGAGAGCUUGAGACCCUCCAAUUCGAAAAACAGCUACGAGAGCUACGAUCAAAGGCUGAUGCCGAUUUUCGUAGGGCUCAGGCCGCCGAAUCCCAGAAUAACCAUUCCGCGCGCAAACUGGAAACCGUAUCCAAUGAACUUACGGAAACUCAAGAAAAAGCCAUGGAGGACAAGGCCAGUUUGGAGCGGAAAGUCAGCAAUCUUGAAGCCGAAAACCACACUCUGAAGUCCGACCUUUUAGAGGUCACAGCCGAGAAAGGCGAGCUAGAACGCAAGUUCCCAUUCCAGAUCAGAGAGUUGGAAGCAAUGCGCGCUUCUUUGCAGAAAACAGUCGAGGCCCUGCAGAACGACCUUGAAGAAGCACGCGCCAUUCAGAUGACCACACGAGCAACAUUGAAUGAGCGAGAUGCGAAGAUUUUGGACCUUGAGGCUGAGAAUGAGCGUCAAAGGAUGACGACUUCCGAUGCGGAAGAACUUGCGUUCUAUCGGACGCAGAUGAACGAACAAAUCAAACGCGUCGCCGAGUUAGAAUCUAAGGACCGUCAACGAGACGCGGAAUUGCAACGUCUACGAGAAAGACGAGCCAACAUCGACCUACUUGAGGAACAAAAGAGCAUGCUUGAAAAUCAGAUUGCGCGAAUGGAACACUUUGCAGCAGAGAAUCAUACGCUUCAGCGUCAGAAACAAGUGCUAGAAGACGAGCGUCAGUCCUGGGCUAGUCUUCUAGAGGAGAAUGAUCAAUCUGCCGAAUUUGAGUCUCCUGAGACAAUUGUCAAGGCUCUGGUCGCAGAACGAAUCGCCAAAGGUGCCUUUAUUGAUCGUAUCGGUGUUGCCGAGAAGCAGUGCGUGGAAAAGGAUGCGGCAAUAAGCCUCCUGGAAAACGAAAAGGCGGAACUUGUUCAGCGAUUGAAAACUUCCAGCGCAACAGAGGCCUCCUCAACAAAUGCACCAGCAGUAUCGGAUACCUCAACAGACGCACCAGCAGCAUCGGAUACCCGAUCCCGAGCUCGACUAGAGCGUCAGCGCACUUUGGCAGUGAAAGAGGUGGAAUUUUUACGAGCUCAGCUGAAAACAUAUGACGAAGAAGAAGUCAUAAUGAACCCCGAGCAUAGCAAAUUUGAUGAAAAGAAGGCCGCUCAGAUCGUCCAAUUGCAACAACUCGUGGACGAGUACCGCAUUGAGCUCGAUAAACUCCAUGAGGAGCUUUCCAAGCGGGAAGCUUCGCCCCCGGAAGAACCUCGUGGCACAAAGCGUCCCCUGGAGCCAGAAAAUGGUCAAGCAGAAAGCGAACGGUUAUCAGUCCUUUCACGGAAGAACCGCACGUUGCAAGAAGCCUUGUUCAAAUCAGAACAAGCAACGACUCUUGCUAAGAAGGAGCUAGAAGCUGCCAAGUCACAGCUUAAAUCACUCAAAGCCAAGUCCCACACCCGCAUUCUCGAAUUACGAGAAAACCCGACGACGGACGCCGAAAAAAUCAAGAUGACAACUCUCCGAACCCUUCAGACGGAGAAUCAAGAACUUCUUGCUCAAUUGCGUGGUGAACAUGUCGGAGUAAAGGUCGUGCCUGUCAGCACACUUGAAAGCCUCAAACUUGAGAUUCAAGAAAUGGAGCGUACUAUCGCGGAGAAGGAAAAGCGCAACCGCCGUCUCCGGGAAAUCUACUCAGCGAAGGCGACUGAGUUCAGAGAAGCUGUUGCCUCUUUGCUUGGAUACAAGCUUGACAUUCUUCCUAAUGGACGUGUACGCGUCACGUCCAUGUUCCACUUGUCUCCCGCAUACCGACACGGGGACCCCAAUGCCUCAUCUGACUCCCGAGGCCCAGGUAGUAUGGGCGAUGGGGAAGAGAAUUCUAUCCUGUUUGAUGGUGAAAACGGCUCAAUGAAGCUGUCUGGUGGCAAUAAUAGUCUCUUCGCCAUGGAGAUAAAGCCACUACUAAAGUUCUGGGUCCAGGAAAGAAAGGAUAUUCCUUGCUUUCUUGCGGCAAUGACUUUAGAUUUCUACGAUAAGACGACUCGAGCCACCCGAGUUUAA
Molecule: messenger RNA, 2292 nt
Organism: Penicillium malachiteum
Lineage: Eukaryota; Fungi; Ascomycota; Eurotiomycetes; Eurotiales; Aspergillaceae
Product: coiled-coil domain-containing protein MAD1
Exons: 3
Coding region: 1-2292 (763 amino acids)
Biological process (GO): mitotic spindle assembly checkpoint signaling; attachment of mitotic spindle microtubules to kinetochore
Cellular component (GO): mitotic spindle; kinetochore; nuclear envelope
Source: RefSeq, a predicted model, not a curated record